Blepharisma stoltei is the source of this 393-nucleotide messenger RNA. The record is from the annotation of a GenBank genome assembly. Lineage: Eukaryota; Ciliophora; Heterotrichea; Heterotrichida; Blepharismidae.
AUGUCUGAGGUCGAACAAGCUCAGCACCCUCAAAUUCCUGCUCCAAACGAGGAGACAAUAUUCGAUAAAAUCGCUAGCAAGCAAAUUCCAGCCAAUAUUGUAUAUGAAGAUGACUUAGUCAUGGCAUUUAGAGAUAUUUCUCCACAAGCUCCCGUGCAUAUUGUUCUUAUUCCUAAGCACCGCGAUGGACUGACCCGCCUUCUUGUCGCUGAAGAAAGGCAUAAAGCUUUACUAGGACAUAUGAUGUGGGCUGCUUCAGAAGUUGCAAGACGUGAACAUUUAGAAGCUGGAUGGAGACUUACAGUAAAUGAUGGAGUCUGGGGAAGUCAAUCUGUGUAUCAUCUUCAUUUCCAUAUACUAGGAGGACGUCAAAUGGGGUGGCCUCCAGGAUAA